AUGAAAACCCCGACGAGAACAAUCUGUCCUGUACUAUUAUUACCGAAGGAGCUUGGAGACACCGACGGAAGGUUGCUCUUCUGGGGAGCGGACAUAUGUAAAAUCGGAGGUAUUGCUGGUAAUUUUCCCGGUGGUAAUCCUGGUGGUGGUCGCAGUUGUGAAUGGGGUGUUGACGCUGGAGCUACAAAGUUUGGAGACAUUGUUGAUUGUGUUGACAUCAACAAACAACCAGCUUUUGAACAUCCGUUAUUAGCACAUCAUAAAUUGCAGCUAAAACCCAAUUUUGAAAUAGAAAAAACAAUUGAAAAUAGUUCACAAAUUGAAUUUAUGUUUGGACUUGAGGAGGAGAAUUGUCCAGAAGGAACCGUCCCUAUUCUUAGAACAACGAAAUAUAAUCUUACUCAAGAAAAUUUGAUAUCAAAUGAUCAUAUGUUGGUUCAAGACAUUCCAGGAGUUCAUCUUGCAGAAGUAUCUCUCAAACGACGUUCUGGUCCUUAUUAUAAAGUUAGUGGAAUAAUGAACAUUUAUAAUCCGAAAGUUAAUCAGAAAAGUCAAAUUUCUAUGUCUCAUAUUUGGGUUGAAAAAGGUUCUGUAGACACCACCAACAAAAUCUCUGCAGGAUGGCACGUGCAUCCAGAAUUAAAUAGUGAUUAUGCAACCCAUUUUUAUUCUACAUGGACGUCAGAUAAUUUCAGGAAAACAGGAUGCUACAACGUUAGAUGUCCAGGUUUCGUUCAGACUGACAGAAAUAUUUACCUUGGUUCUCGUUUUCCUCACGUAUCGGUAUACGGUGUAUCAAGUUAUGAGAUUUACAUUUCGAUUACCCAGGAUGCAGAGACAAAAAAUUGGUGGUUAACUUUGGGAGAUAAAAACAUUGGUUAUUUUCCAGCAGCAUUGUUUGUGAACUUGGGUUCAGCAGCCAUAGUAGGAUGGGGUGGGAGAACAAAAGCUAAUAUUGGUAGUCCUAGUCCUCCAAUGGGAUCUGGACAUUUUCCUGAUGGACAUAGUCUCAAUUCAUGUUAUUUUAGAUCAGUAUUUAUUCAAGAUUCAUCAAGAGACAUUUACGGACCUAAACCUGAUCAAACCGUGUCCUUCACUGACAACAGUAAAUGUUAUGGUGUUACUUACUAUGGAGAUCAAAGAGAGUUUGGUGGAAGUGUUCUCCAAUUUGGAGGACCUGGAGGUGAUUGUGGAAAAUAA
Vigna angularis (adzuki bean) is the source of this 1200-nucleotide messenger RNA. RefSeq lists its product as uncharacterized. The record is from RefSeq and is a predicted model, not a curated record. NCBI's taxonomy places the organism in Eukaryota, Viridiplantae, Streptophyta, Magnoliopsida, Fabales, Fabaceae. The coding region runs from base 1 to 1200 and encodes 399 amino acids. The transcript is spliced from 7 exons.